AUGGAUAGUCUGGCGGAAAAAAGGUUGUUGUUCAACCCAUCUGCCGACAGUGCAAUAUCUCCAGAUGUUCCACGUUACCUUUUCCGCGUGGUUUCUCCUUUCUCGGAUGGGAAAACGGAUGGUUCAUGGGUACGCUCGAUGGCGGCAUGUCAAAAUUUGAACUCCUCUUCAGAAGAUAUCUUUUCUCGGUUGAGCGAUGAGAAGCGCAAACGGGUGGCUCAUACGUUGAAUCAGCACCUUCGAUGGUGGUCUAAAGAAGGAGUGCAGGACAAUUUCGUCUCCUGGACCAGUCCAUUACUCUUUGCAAUCCAAUACAUCUAUUUCCGACACUUAAGCACAAACGACAGCUCACGCUUAGAAGAAAUCAAACUUUAUGUCAUUGACACAACGCUUUUCCGCAAAAGGACGUUCCUUCGCGACCUGGACUUGAUUCGGGUAUUUCGCGGCUUCGACACAGAUUUGAAAGAUUUCUCAAAGCUUCGAAACACCACACCUUAUUAUUUCGGAGAGUAUCUUUCGCAGAGGUCCCUGAAAAUUGAAAGCAAACACAUGGUUCUUUCUGCUCAAAAGCUCUUUGAAAAUGAUCGGCUACGCCGUUCGCCGCCUUGUUUCUACGAGUUCCAUCAAAUCCCGAUUCGCGGUGGAAAACCAUCCUGGCCAAAAGAUGUUAUUCGAUUUCGUAAGGAAGUUUGGUUGUCGAAUUCUUCACCUUUGUCUCGAAAUGAAGUGUAUUGUCGUCUGGAGGCUGUCGAGGAGAUUUUGAUCGGCCUGGCACCUAGUUGGAAAUAUCCUCUUGCUAUUUACUUUGCAGCCCUCACCGGACUCGAGGCGGAGAGUAGAAGGCUUGAUGAAGCAGGAGACAAUGUUCUCUACGCAUACUUUCGAUCAAUAUCUUUGCAAGAUGCUCACAAGAGAUUCUCACCUUCCAACUUUGAGAUAUUCGCAGCAAACACGAUGCCGGAGUUGGAACAUGUUGAGAAACUUAUUCAACAGAUACACGCACAUUGUACUUUGAAACAAGCUCUAGAGUACAUCGAGAAUGCCGAGGUGACGGUUCGUAAUCUACAUAUAUCGAACAUCUUUAAUGCACGAAAUAAUCUUCCAGUUGCCAAUUAUGAUUGUUUCGCUGUCCGAGAAAAAAUUGUCCUCAAGCUGGCAACAGUACAGAUGUUAUGUGAGGAAGUUGCACAGGCCAAGUCAUAA
This is a messenger RNA of Aspergillus uvarum CBS 121591, 1203 nucleotides long. RefSeq lists its product as uncharacterized. The record is from RefSeq and is a predicted model, not a curated record. The coding region runs from base 1 to 1203 and encodes 400 amino acids. Lineage: Eukaryota; Fungi; Ascomycota; Eurotiomycetes; Eurotiales; Aspergillaceae. The transcript is spliced from 4 exons.